GCUUUGUUUACAAGCAGUCCAGGCCGAAAGUGUCAGGAUUCCAGAGAGAGAAAAACUGCCAGAAUGAGCACGCGAAAUGUGAUGAUCACGGACCUGGAUCAGCCAGAUCCCGAACAGCAGCAGCAACAUCCAAAGAAGAACAGGAAGGUUCUCCAGACGCUGUCGGGCAACUUUAGUCGCCGCUCAAGAAGUGUGGAGGUGGAAGUGAAGCAGCGACAGGACAACUUGGGCAUAGGUCACAAGGACCGCAGGAAGGAUCGCUCCUUCAACACGCUGCUGCAGGCCAAGGAACAGCAGUUGGAGCAGCUCGUCCAGCGAUUGGCCACGUUGCAUCGCUACAACGACCAGUUUGCCAAGGAGAAUGACCAGCUGCGCCAGGACAGUGGCCAUUUGGAGCGGCGUCUGGCCGAGGCGGAGCAGCAGGUGGCCAGUUGUUCCCGCUGCCAGCAGCUUGGCCAGCGUCUAGACACCGUUCUCAGCCAGAAUCGAACACUCGCCGGCGAUGUGGAUAUGCUGAAGACGCUGGUCUUCAGGCUCAACGUGCAGAUCGAGAGCUACCAGGAUCAGAGGCGCCACGGCGAGGAGCCUUCCGGAUCAGCCAAAGCCAGUUCUUCAACUGCAUCCUGUCCUCCUUUACCCACUCACACGCUGGGUCCACUCCUGCAGGCCUACGACGAAUCCCUGAGGGACAAGGAUGCUCUGCUGGCUCAAUUUAACGCGGAGUUUGAACACUUUACGGGGGAACUAAAAAGAGCUCUGGAGGAGAACACCAAGUUGCUGCAAACGCAGGAGCAAAUGCGUCGCGAUCUCGGAGGCUGGCGGGAGGAGCGUGUUUGCCUGGUGGCCCAACUGGGCGUUUGCCGCUCCAAGGCGGAGGCCCAGACCCGCAAGACGGACCUGGCCAAAGAGAAGCUGGUGGAGGUGAUGCACUGCUACGAGCAGCGCACGCAGACGCUGCUCCUGGACAUGGACCACCUGCAGGCGGCCUAUGCGCGCACCAAAUCGGAGUUGGCCGCCUUGAAGAGUGCUGCUCCAGCUGCUCCUCCUCCCGUUGCAGCUCCCCUUCCCGCCGAAUCCGAUGCAGUGCAGCAGUGCAAAGUGCUGCUCGAGCAACUGAGGCAGGAGCACGCGAGGGAGCGAUCCUCUCUCCAGGAGCAGCUGCAGGCCACCACCGCACGGGCGGCUUCCCUCGUUCGCAGCACGGAGAAGGCGAAACAUGGCAGGGAUCGGCUGAAGGCUCGUCUGCGGAUGGCCCUGCAGUGGGCUCAAAAGCUGGAGGCGGGACAGGCGGAGGUGCGCGACACAUACGAGUCGGUGCGACGUUUAGAAGUGCUCGUCCAGCACAAGGAGUCGCAGCUGCGCGGACUACACGCCCGCAAUGCCGAGGAAAUGGACAAGCUGCGCUAUAAACUCCAACAAAAGGAGGAAACCAUACGCACCCUGCUCAAAAGCAAGAUGGAGCGGCGGCCGGCGGUGGACUAACGACUAGAAUAUAGCUUUUAACAAUUAAAAAUAUAUAAUUUCAAUACAAAAUACA
This is a messenger RNA of Drosophila takahashii, 1537 nucleotides long. It is a transcript of the gene Cep89, whose product is annotated as Centrosomal protein 89kDa. Gene Ontology annotation, biological process: mitochondrion organization; cilium assembly; chemical synaptic transmission. The record is from RefSeq and is a predicted model, not a curated record. Gene Ontology annotation, cellular component: ciliary transition fiber; centriole. Lineage: Eukaryota; Metazoa; Arthropoda; Insecta; Diptera; Drosophilidae.